AUUAUAGACAUUUGCAGAAAAAAUUCCUGAGAAAGAGCAUCAAUAUAUGAUUGCGUCUUUAACCGAAAGAUUCCUGAUCCCUCAAACUGAAGUUGAAGCUUGCGUGCGCAAAACAAAAGUAAUAUUAGACGAUUUUAUAUCACUUUACGUAAUGUUCGAAACCAAAGGCGAAAACAAUGAUAGCGUAAGGAGGGCCACCUGUACGUUGGCUUGCUGCGCCCAGGCUCAAGGGGCGAUGUCUGGUACCAACAUCGACACAGCUACCUUGCACAAUAUGGUUACAAACCGCUUUGCCUCAGAUGUCGCGAAGCCGCUACUCCACGCAGCCGUGGAUGCAUGCGCAGAAUUAGGUAAUUAGACACAGUCGUUAACUCCUUCGAGGACACAGUUGCAAGUAACUUGCGAUAUUUCUUACUGUAGCGACUCUAGUAGCGUGUGUAAAUGCAUCUGAGAUUUAUUAGCCGAUGUGUUGCAUUGCUCCUUUCCAUAAUGAAACAACAUAUACAACAGUAAAUAACUCAAUUUUUGUUCACAAAACAGUUUCCUCAUUUCAAUGUAAAUGCAUUUCUCUUUUGUUUCGUAAAUUGUUUCCAACUUUCAACGGUGAAUACUCAGUGAGAAUACAUUCACUAAUAAAGAUGAAAGAAAAAUGCUCGGCACAGCGGCUAACGCAAUGCAUGAUUUUUCACUCACUUGCCACGAUCUGACAAGGAAAAUUUAGAACAAGAGUAUAAUAUAUGGUAUUGAGUAUACUACAACUAUCCUUAAAAAACAAUUUCGAAAACAUUGUUUCCACGCGGAGUCGAGUUAACCUUAAGUUUCCUUUUUACAGUAUUUGGAGGAUAUGGAGACGAAUUCAAAACGCAUAUUUAAUGAUAUUUUUAAUAACAUAUUAUUAGAUUUACAUUAGUGGAAUUGUGAAAUAUUUAGCUUUUGCUCGUGUUGGACUUAAGACAAUGCAAACGUCAUUUGACAGUCAUGUUCAUAAAAUCUUCAAUAAUUUUGAAGUGAAUUGCACGAAUA
This is a messenger RNA of Ceratina calcarata, 1023 nucleotides long. RefSeq lists its product as uncharacterized. NCBI's taxonomy places the organism in Eukaryota, Metazoa, Arthropoda, Insecta, Hymenoptera, Apidae. The record is from RefSeq and is a predicted model, not a curated record. The transcript is spliced from 3 exons. The coding region runs from base 47 to 358 and encodes 103 amino acids. Gene Ontology annotation, molecular function: odorant binding.